Messenger RNA from Melampsora larici-populina 98AG31, 502 nucleotides. RefSeq lists its product as uncharacterized. Bases 316 to 471 code for a protein of 51 amino acids. Lineage: Eukaryota; Fungi; Basidiomycota; Pucciniomycetes; Pucciniales; Melampsoraceae. The transcript has a single exon. The record is from RefSeq and is a predicted model, not a curated record.
AGAAAACAAAUCAAGAAAUGAAAUCAAGUUUGAUGAGCUUAUGAAUCUUAUAAAUCAAUUUAAUGUCGAGAUUUGAAUUAUUCUUUUUUUUUGGUUUUUUUUUUCGGGGAGGUGAAGAAGGAAAAAGAAACAAGACACUAGUAAUGUAAUGUAAUGUAUUGUAUUGUAAAGGAAAGGAAAGGAAAGUCAAAUAAAUCAUAUAUGAAUUUAUACAUUUCACUUUUUUUUUGUUUUUUUAUUAGAUCUGUUUUAAAUUUUUAAUCCAAAUCUGUUUUAAUUGAUUAUUGAUUAACUAAUUUAUUAAUUUAUUUCUUUAUGGAAUUUAUUCAUUCAUUUAUUCAUUCAUUCCCAGAUUCAAGAAGAAAGAUUUAUAAGAAACUUAAUUUGAUUUUGAUCUUUUUGGAAUUUAGAAUGUACAUGUAUGAUAAUUUGUAUGAUUAUUUAAUGUUCUUUUUGGUUUUGAAUGAAUGAAAUAAAUUAUUAAAGAUUUUUUAAGAUAUUU